AUGGCUUGGAACGGCUUAGAUCUUCUGGCAGACGCCAUUGCUCUCAGGAUGGAAGAGGUGACACGGGAGAUUGAGACCUUGGAGGCAACGGUGCAGAGGACUCCACCAAUUCCUGCACCUAGGAUUCGUAGGCCUCCCUCAGCUGGGACGGCUUCUUCCCCGAUACCUCAGCCGAGAACGAUACCAGCACCCAGGCCUACUCCCAGGCCUAGGACGCCACGGCAGCCAAGACCAGUAUCGCCCCCUCCGAUGUCCAGUGCAGCGCCGCGGUUCAUCGCUGAGCCAAGGCCAACACUCGCAAGCACUAGCAUCCCUGCUAGUGCUACGCCACCAUUGACAUCAGGGAACAGAAGCACAUCUUCACAAAUUGUCGCAGAGCCGAGGCCAGUGCAUUCGAGUACCCCGGCUAGUGCUCAGCCGGCCUUAUCGUUGCCACGUCCAGACCACCACCAGAUCUGA
Molecule: messenger RNA, 459 nt
Organism: Lineus longissimus
Lineage: Eukaryota; Metazoa; Nemertea; Pilidiophora; Heteronemertea; Lineidae
Exons: 1
Coding region: 1-459 (152 amino acids)
Source: RefSeq, a predicted model, not a curated record